AUGAAUUCUCCUCACUUCAUUAGAUAAAUAGAGAGUGAAGAUACAAAUUCUCUCUAAGCAUCUAAUUAAACAUUCAACCUAAGAGAAGAUCAAGAGAAUACAAUUUAGGCUGACUUUCUUUAAGAAAGUGUAUCUGGUUAUCUGAACCUCUCAGAUUCCCCUUAUGAAUAGGAGUUCUCAUCUUUUAUAUUGGAGGAUCCUCCUAAAGUAAAAACUAAAAAAGACAACUUCAUCAUAAUAAAGAAUAAUUUAGAAUACUAAUGUGGAUUUUGUGAGAAGGUUUUUUCCUAUUCACAUAGUCUUGGAGGACAUGUUCAAAAAAAUCAUAGAAUACAGAAGAAUUACAAAGCUAGACUCUCUUCUAUCAGAUUGAGAACAAGACCUGUUAGGAAUUGUUAACAUUGAAUUUGAAUUCAAAUUCCUUCACAUACCCAU
Messenger RNA from Paramecium sonneborni, 435 nucleotides. Lineage: Eukaryota; Ciliophora; Oligohymenophorea; Peniculida; Parameciidae. The record is from the annotation of a GenBank genome assembly.